Molecule: messenger RNA, 1215 nt
Organism: Aethina tumida (small hive beetle)
Lineage: Eukaryota; Metazoa; Arthropoda; Insecta; Coleoptera; Nitidulidae
Gene: Gasp
Product: protein obstructor-E
Exons: 5
Coding region: 91-906 (271 amino acids)
Cellular component (GO): extracellular region
Molecular function (GO): chitin binding
Source: RefSeq, a predicted model, not a curated record
CGAUGGGCGGGGGGUCUUGCAAAUACAGCAGGUAUAAAGUAAGAGGACCACGCUAGUUCGGUCAGUAGUCGUGUUACAGUGUUACUAGAAAUGAAGAGCUACGCGUGUUUGUUAGUGCUAAGUGCACUCACCUACUCUGCCCUUGGACAGGAAAACUUCAAAUGUCCAGAUGAUUUUGGAUUCUACCCACAUCACAGUUCAUGCGACAAAUACUGGAAAUGUGAUAACAAUGUAGCUGAAUUGAAAACCUGUGGAAACGGUUUAGCUUUCGAUGCCAGUGAUCCAAAAUUCUUGACUGAAAACUGUGAUUACAUCCACAACGUAGACUGUGGAGACAGAACACAAUUAGAACCCCCAAUCUCUACCUCCCACUGUGAGCGUUUGUACGGUAUCUUCCCCGACGAAACCAAAUGCGACGUCUUCUGGAACUGCUGGAACGGCGAAGCCUCCAGAUACCAAUGUUCCCCCGGUCUUGCCUACGACAGAGAAGCCCGCGUUUGCAUGUGGGCCGACCAAGUGCCAGAAUGCAAGAACGAAGAAGUUGCAGGAGGAUUCUCAUGCCCCGCUCCUGGUGAAGUAAGCAACUCUGGAUCAUUCUCCAGACACGCUCAUCCAGAUGAUUGCCGUAAAUACUUCAUCUGUUUGGAAGGUGUUGCCCGUGAAUACGGUUGCCCAAUCGGUACUGUAUUUAAAAUCGGUGAUGCUGACGGUACUGGCAACUGUGAAGACCCAGAAGAUGUACCCGGAUGCGAGGACUACUACGGUGACUUGGACUUGAAGAGCAUCCGCAAGAGUGAAUUGUUGGCCGGACUCCAAUCCAGCGGUGCCACCAGGGCCGCUCCAGGCAAAAGCAAGCCCAGACCUGCUCCCGCAUCGCGGUCCGCCCCCGAAGCGGCCGGCAAUUAAGCCGUACCCGUCCCCCGAAUAAAACCCCCCGUUACCCACCCCUGAAACGCCUGAGGCGGAGCGUCACGCGGUUGACCGCUAUCCCCCGCUAUGUAUAAUUAUUUAAUUAAUUAGAUAGAUUUUAAUUUAGUGAAUUGUCUCGGGCCCAUAGUUCUUGAUCUGUUUGACACUCCGCCGUGUUAACUAAUAGUUUAAUUUAAAAGAAGGAAAUUAUGAAGAAUGCGAUAGUCUCAUCGAGAGACAUGUUUUUUUUUACACGGUACAAAUCAUUUUACUAUGAUUUUUAAUAAAUAAAAAGAUCUUUUUGUA